Lactuca saligna is the source of this 396-nucleotide messenger RNA. The record is from the annotation of a GenBank genome assembly. Lineage: Eukaryota; Viridiplantae; Streptophyta; Magnoliopsida; Asterales; Asteraceae.
AUGUCAGUUUCCAUUGAAGUUCUUGACAUCCUAUCUACUUUAGGCUUCGAAUUCUGCGAUCCCGUUCGGGAAACCACUGUACCGUUGUUAUGGAACUACAAGGAUUUUCCGGUCGACACCGCCACUGGGAAUUCUGCUAUAGCAAACAACAUUAGUUCAACAUUCACAGGAAUUUGGAAUUCUUGUGAUUCUAUUAUUGUUGAUUCUGCCCCAGAAUUGAAGCACAAAGCAGGUGUGGCUAUGGAGUGGUCUGUUGAAGAACAAUAUAAACUAGAGGAAGCAUUUCCCAAAUAUGUUGAUGAACCUGAAGUUAUAAGGUGGUUGGAAUUGGACCUAAAGUUGGUUGCUGAUAUAGGAAUAGUGGGUGCUCCAAAUGCAGGAAAAACAUGUUCUUAA